UUUUAAUUUUAAUUAUUUUUUUUUGGCGGGGGCUUUACCUGCUCUUCCCAUCUCAGCCCUUUCGCCCGGGGGAAGAGGCCUCUUUCCCCCCCUGCUCCAGCUCCCACCUUCUCCCCACUUCUCCGCUGCCGCCCUCCCGGAGCCCGAGGGGCAGAAAAAGGGGAACUUAGCCCCCCUUCUCCGCCAGUUCCUCCUCGCUCGCUCUCGGCGUUAUUGUUGUUCUUCAGCUGACUCGAGGCCGGAGAAGAAGGUGAAGGUUUUGGGGUUCACCCCCCUCCGUCUCUCCGCUCUAAGGGAUUGUCUAAAAAAGAAUUAAAAAUGGCCGAGAAUGUGGUGGAGCCGGGCCCGCCUUCAGCCAAGCGGCCUAAACUCUCCUCACCGGCGCUCUCCGUGUCCGCCAGCGACGGCACAGAUUUUGGAUCACUCUUCGAUCUGGAACAUGACUUGCCAGAUGAACUGAUCAGCUCCACAGAACUAGGACUUGCUAAUGGUGGUGACAUUAAUCAGCUUCAGACCAGCCUUGGCCUGGCACAAGAUGCUGCCUCUAAACACAAGCAGCUAUCUGAACUUUUACGGGCUGGGAGCUCCCCAAAUCUCAAUAUGGGCGUUGGUGGCCCUGGCCAGGGCAUGGCCAGUCAAACCCAACAGAACAGUCCUGGGAUGGGCAUGUUGAACAGCAUGGUGAAAAGCCCCAUGGCACAGGCUGGCUUGACUUCUCCCAACAUGGCCAUGGGUGCCAGCGGCCCAAACCAGGGUCCUGCAGCCCAUCCAGUUAACCAGCCUGGCAUGGGCAUGAAUGCAGGGAUGAAUGCUGGCAUGAAUCCUGGGAUGCUGACAGCAGGCAACGGGCAGGGGAUGAUGCAGGGGCAAGUCAUGAACGGUUCCAUUGGCGCAGGCAGAGGGAGACCCAACAUGCCCUACCCCAACCCAGGCAUGGGCACUGCUGGCAACUUGCUGGCUGAAACACUGCAGCAAGGCUCUCCACAGAUGGGAGGACAGGCUGGACUCAGAGGGCCACAGCCUGGAGCCAUGAACAAGAUGGGAAUGAUGAGCAAUCCCAGCCCCUAUGGCCAGCCAUAUAGUCAGAAUACUGGGCAGCAGAUUGGAGCCAGUGGACUUGGGCCUCAGAUGCAGAAUAAAGCUGGGCUGCAGAAUAGCUUACCACAAUUUCCAAUGGACAAGAAGCCAGUUCCUGGGGCAGGAAUCCCUUCUCUUGGCCAGCAGCAGACUCCCCAAGUUCAGCAAGCUGGGAUGGGACCAGCAGCUUCUCAAGGCAUGGGGUCUGGAGCGCCGACGGCGGACCCGGAGAAGCGCAAACUGAUCCAGCAGCAGCUGGUGCUGCUCCUGCACGCCCACAAGUGCCAGCGGCGGGAGCAGGCCAACGGGGAGGUGAGGCAGUGCAACCUCCCCCACUGCCGCACCAUGAAGAACGUCCUCAACCACAUGACACACUGCCAGGCUGGCAAAUCCUGCCAGGUGGCACAUUGUGCAUCUUCCCGACAAAUCAUCUCGCACUGGAAGAAUUGUACCAGACAUGACUGUCCUGUGUGUUUGCCUCUGAAAAAUGCUGGGGACAAAAGAAAUCAACAAUCGCUGCUGGGCGGAGCUGCGGUGGGACUGGCAAAUACUGGCUCUGUGGGCGUGGGGCAGCAGACAACACCCAGUCUAAACACUACCAGUCAGAUAGACCCCAGCUCCAUCGAGAGAGCCUACGCAGCCCUCGGACUGACCUACCAAGGGAACCAGAUGCAGACACAGCCCCAGGCUCAAGUGAAGAAUCAGCAACAAGGACAGUCACCCCAGGGUCUGCGCCCCAUGAAUCCUAUGAGUGCAAAUCCAAUGGGAGUGAAUGGAGGAGUAGGGGUUCAAACCCCUAAUCUGCUGCCUGACUCAAUGUUACAUUCAACCAUGAAUUCUCAAAACCCCAUGAUGAGUGAGAGCGCCAACGUUGCCAGUUUGGGAGCCAUGCCAACAGCUCAACCAUCCAACACCGGGAUUCGAAAGCAGUGGCACGAAGACAUCACUCAGGAUCUCCGAAACCACCUUGUUCAUAAACUAGUCCAAGCCAUAUUUCCUACUCCUGACCCGGCCGCGCUGAAGGACCGGCGCAUGGAGAACCUGGUGGCGUACGCCCGCAAGGUGGAAGGGGACAUGUAUGAAUCAGCCAACAGCAGGGCAGAGUAUUAUCACUUGCUAGCUGAGAAGAUCUACAAGAUACAGAAGGAGCUGGAGGAGAAACGAAGAACCAGGCUGCAGAAGCAAAACAUGAUCCCAAAUGCUCCAGGCAUGCCACAGGCUCCCAUGAAUCAAGGGCCCAACAUGGGACAGCCCCAGCCAGGGAUGUCUGCAAAUGGUCCUCUUCCUGACCCAGCCCUGAUACGUGCCAACGUGCCAAACCAGAUGAUGAAUCGCAUGCAGGCACAGCCAGGAAUGAACCAGUUUGGGCAGAUGAACAUGCAGCUGUCGCCGAUGGGACCCCGGCAAACCCCUCCUCUUCAGCACCCUGGACAGCUGAGCCAGGCCGGGGCCAUGGGCCAGCAGAUGGGAUUUCCUUCACGUAUGCAGCAGCCAGGAGUUGGCCAGCCCUCUGGUCAGAAUCAGUUUCUACAACAGACCCAGUUCCCUGCUGCUUCCCCGGGAAUGAACACAGCAAACAUGCCCAUGACCCAGCCUGGCAAUCAGACACCAGUCUCUCAAGCACAAAUGACCAGCGCUUCCUGUCCUGUGAAUUCUCCUGCCAUGGCUCCAGGUUCUCAAGGGAGCCACAUUCACUGCCCACCUCUUCCACAACCUCCCAUGCACCGAAAUUCUCCCUCUCCAGUACCCAGCCGAACCCCAACGCCUCACCACACCCCCCCAGGCUUGGGGUCACAGCAGCAGCAGGCAGCAGCUGCUGCCAGUGCUGCCCCCACACCUACUCCUCAGGCACUGCCACCUGGACCACAGUCACAAACUAUGCACCCCCCUCAAAGGCAGACUCCGACACCUCCUCAGGCACAGCUGCCUCCACAAGUCCAGCCUCCAGUUCCAGUGACACCUUCUGCAGAGCAGCAGCAGCAGCCCUUGUCACAGCAGAGCACCACUGCCUCUGUCCCCACGCCGACGGCGCCGCUGCAGCCUCAGCACCCCACUACCCCUCUUUCCCAACCAGCUGUAAGCAUCGAUGGGCAGGUAUCCAACCCCCCAUCCACCAGCAGCACAGAGGUAAACUCCCAGCAGACUGUUCCAGAGCAGCAGCAGCCACCCUUGCAGGAAGUGAAAAUGGAUAUUAAAACAGAAGAAGGGGAACCAGAACAGACAGAGAUGCAAAUGGAGGAGAAAUCUGAGGUUAAAGCAGAACCAGUCGUAGAGGAAUGUAAACCAGACCCCAUGGAGCAAGAAGAGAAGAAACCUGAAGUGAAGACUGAAGUACCAGAAGGGGAAGAAAGACCCACCACUCCAGCUACUCAGUCUUCUCCAGCAGCUGGGCAGUCCAAGAAAAAGAUUUUCAAGCCAGAAGAGCUACGACAGGCGCUUAUGCCAACGCUGGAGGCACUUUACCGCCAGGAUCCAGAGUCUCUGCCAUUCCGACAGCCGCUCUGUGGUCGUCUCCUGAUACCCUCUGUAUUCCUGCAGGAUUAUUUUGACAUCGUGAAGAACCCCAUGGACCUUUCUACCAUCAAGAGGAAGCUGGACACAGGACAGUAUCAGGAGCCAUGGCAAUAUGUGGAUGACAUCUGGCUCAUGUUCAACAAUGCCUGGCUGUAUAACCGCAAAACAUCCCGGGUGUAUAAAUACUGCUCCAAGCUGGCAGAGGUGUUUGAGCAAGAAAUUGACCCAGUUAUGCAGGGCCUUGGUUAUUGCUGUGGAAGAAAGCUGGAGUUCUCACCACAGACUUUGUGUUGCUAUGGCAAACAGCUGUGCACCAUCCCUCGAGAUGCCACUUACUACAGCUACCAGAACAGGUAUCACUUCUGUGAGAAGUGCUUCAACGAGAUCCAAGGGGAGAGCGUUUCCCUGGGAGAUGACCCAUCACAACCUCAAACCACAAUAAACAAAGAACAAUUUUCAAAAAGGAAAAAUGACACACUGGACCCUGAACUAUUUGUUGAAUGUAUAGAGUGUGGAAGAAAAAUGCACCAGAUCUGUGUUCUUCAUAAUGAGAUAAUCUGGCCUUCUGGCUUUGUCUGUGAUGGCUGCCUAAAGAAAACAGGACGAACCAGGAAAGAGAACAAAUUCUCUGCUAAAAGGUUACCAGCUACAAGACUUGGUACCUUCUUGGAGAACAGAGUCAAUGAUUUCCUAAGACGACAGAAUCACCCUGAGGCAGGAGAGGUUACAGUUAGGGUGGUACAUGCCUCUGACAAAACUGUGGAAGUAAAACCAGGAAUGAAAGCAAGGUUUGUGGACAGUGGGGAGAUGGCCGAGUCCUUCCCGUAUCGAACCAAAGCACUUUUUGCCUUUGAGGAGAUUGAUGGUGUGGAUUUGUGCUUCUUUGGGAUGCACGUGCAGGAGUACGGCUCAGACUGUCCUCCACCCAAUCAAAGGCGAGUGUAUAUAUCUUACCUUGACAGUGUUCAUUUCUUCCGCCCUAAAUGCUUGAGGACUGCUGUCUAUCAUGAAAUACUAAUUGGAUAUCUAGAAUAUGUCAAGAAACUAGGGUAUACUACUGGACAUAUCUGGGCAUGCCCACCUAGUGAAGGAGAUGACUACAUCUUCCAUUGCCAUCCUCCUGACCAAAAGAUACCCAAGCCCAAACGACUGCAAGAGUGGUACAAGAAGAUGCUGGACAAAUCUGUGUCAGAGCGUAUUGUCCAUGAUUACAAGGAUAUAUUCAAGCAGGCAACAGAAGAUCGUCUGACGAGUGCGAAGGAGCUGCCUUACUUUGAGGGGGAUUUCUGGCCCAACGUUCUGGAGGAGAGCAUUAAAGAACUAGAGCAAGAGGAAGAAGAAAGGAAGAGAGAAGAAAACACUAGUAAUGAAAGCACGGAUGUGAGCAAGGGAGACAGUAAAAAUGCCAAAAAGAAGAACAAUAAGAAGACAAGUAAGAACAAGAGCAGCUUGAGUCGUGGCAAUAAGAAAAAGCCUGGCAUGCCCAAUGUGUCCAAUGACCUCUCCCAAAAGCUGUAUGCCACUAUGGAGAAGCACAAAGAGGUCUUCUUUGUCAUCCGCCUCAUCGCUGGCCCUGCAGCCAACUCGCUGCCCCCCAUCGUGGAGCCUGACCCCCUCAUCCCCUGCGACCUGAUGGACGGGCGCGACGCCUUCCUGACCCUCGCCAGGGACAAGCACCUGGAGUUCUCCUCACUGCGCAGGGCCCAGUGGUCAACCAUGUGCAUGCUGGUGGAGCUGCACACCCAGAGCCAAGACCGCUUCGUUUACACCUGCAACGAGUGCAAGCACCACGUGGAGACCAGAUGGCACUGCACUGUCUGUGAGGAUUACGACCUGUGCAUCACCUGCUAUAACACUAAAAACCACGACCACAAGAUGGAAAAAUUAGGCCUCGGUCUCGACGACGAGAGCAACAACCAGCAGACGGCGACCACGCAGAGCCCCGGCGACUCGCGGCGCCUGAGCAUCCAGCGCUGCAUCCAGUCCCUG
Merops nubicus (carmine bee-eater) is the source of this 5580-nucleotide messenger RNA. It is a transcript of the gene EP300, whose product is annotated as E1A binding protein p300. The transcript has 33 exons. The record is from RefSeq and is a predicted model, not a curated record. NCBI's taxonomy places the organism in Eukaryota, Metazoa, Chordata, Aves, Coraciiformes, Meropidae. The annotation marks the transcript as partial. Gene Ontology annotation, cellular component: histone acetyltransferase complex; transcription regulator complex. Gene Ontology annotation, molecular function: protein binding; histone acetyltransferase activity; zinc ion binding. Gene Ontology annotation, biological process: positive regulation of transcription by RNA polymerase II.